AUGUGGAGCAACUGGCGGUGGAAGCCAGGGAGCAGCACCAGGCACCCAGUCAUCCAGGCAUCCCAGGCAGGCACACUGCAGCUUCCCCCAACCAGCACUGGCCAGGCUAGGCUGCCCUGGAUAUGCUGCAUCUCACCCCAGCAGCAGGGACCAGAGAUAGAUCAGGGUCAAGAGCUUCUCCUCAAAAUUAAUGUUUUCCCUUCUUUAUUUUAUUAAAUACAUUGGCCAAGGUAUUAACGCUGGGUCAGACCUGGUGACUGGUCAAUUUAUCAUCUUAUUUCCCAUCUUUUCCCCAGGGUAUCCACCUAAGCUUGUGCUGUGAAAUGUUACAUGAUACCCAGGGUAAUAGCUUUGGACUCCUGGCAUCUGAAGUAGCAUUCUUUUUGUCUGUGCCAUAAAUUAUUUGGUCUCUCUCGUUCAGCAGUGAAUGUAACUCACCAGGCCAAUGUUUGGGGGUCGGGGAUUCAAUGAGGUAACCUAGACAUUAUUAAUUUACAGAGGGCUUAAUCAAUCAUAUCUGGAUGAUUAAUCUAUUUAGUGCUACUUUUAGACCUCUCAUAUGCAUAGGUAUCAUGUAACAGUGUCAGUGUUCCCUUUAUAUUUUCUACCAUAGAAAAAUAUAUUUGCAUUUCAAAUUAUGCUUUGAAUAUAUUUCACUAUGACUAUAUAAAAAAAAUAUUAUGCAAACACUACAGCAAUGCAACUACCACAUACACUAUGCCAACAGUAUAGGAGAGCUUGAAAUAUUGGACACCGUAAAAAUCCUCCCCCUACUGUUAUCCUGAAGUUGCUCUCAAUAUGUGGAAACUGGAGAAGACCUGAGGUAGUAGUGGUCAAUACUUCCAUCAACAGCAUCACUCAAAUCAAAAGAUGUGGUUAGAUUUGCUCCAUCCCAGCGUUCCUAGCAUUCCUGCCUCUGUGACUGGAACUAAUUCUCAUAUCCAACAAGUGAGGGUAGGCAACCACCUCCGCCACGCUGACCCUCAACACGGGGGCCCCUCAGAGGUAUGUGCUUAGUCACCUCCUGUACUCCCUGUUCACCCACGACUGCGUGGCCACGCACGACUCCAACAUCAUCAAGUUUACUGACUACACGACGGUGGAAGGCCUGAUCACUGACGGCGAUGAGACAGCCUACAGGGAGGAUGUCAGAGACUUGGCAGUGUGGUUCCAGGACAACAAUCUCCCCCUCAAUAUCAGUAAGACCAAGGAGCUGAUCGUGGACUACAGGAGAAAGAGGGGUGAGCAUGCCCCCAUCCACGUCGAUGGAGCUGUAGUCGACAUGGCCUCAAAAAGUUCUACAGCUGCACCACCAAGAGCAUCUUGACUGGCUGCAUCACCGCUUGGUAUGGCAAAUGCACCGCCCUCGACCGCAAAGUGCUACAGAACAUCACUGGGGCUGAGCUCCCUGCCAUCCAGGAUCUCUAUAUCAGGCGGUGUCAGAGGAAGGCCCGAAAAAUUGCAGAAGACUGGAGCCACCAAAGCCAUAGACUGUUCACUCUGCUACCGUCCGGCAAACGGUAACGGAACAUCGGCUCUCGGACCAACAGGCUCCGAGACAGCUUCUGCCCCCAAGCCAUAAGACUGCUAAAUAGCCAUAAGACUGCUAAAUCGUUAAUUAAAUGGUUACCCGAUCUAUCUGCACUGACCCUAUCUUGCACUGACUCUAUGCACACUCACAAGGCUAUAUAGUGCCUUCUGAAAUUAUUCAUACCCCUUGACUUAUUCCACAUUUUGUUGUGUUACAGCCUGAAUUCAAAAUUGAUUAAAUAUAAAAAAAAUUUCACCCAUCUACACACAAUACCCCAUAAUGACAAAGUUAAAUAUGUUUUUAGACCUUUUUACCAAUUUAUUGAAAAUGAAAUACAGAAAUAUCUCAUUUACAUAAGUAUUCACACCCCUGAGUCAAUACUUUGUAGAAGCACUUUUGGCAGCGAUUACAGCUGUGAGUCUUUCUGGGUAAGUCUCUAAGAGCUUUCCAUACCUGGAUUGUGCAAAAUUUGCCCAUUAUUAUUUUCAAAAUUCUUCAAGCUCUGUCAAAUUGGUUGUUGAUCAUUGCUUGACCCCCAUUUUCAGGUCUUGCCAUAGAUUGUCAAGUAGAUUUAAGUCAGAACUGUAACUCGGUCACUCAGGAACAUUCAAUGUCUUCUUGAUAAGCAACUCCAGUGUAGAUUUGGCCUUGUGUUUUAGGUUAUUGUCCUGCUGAAAUGUGAAUUAAUUUCCCAGUGUCUGGUGGAAAGCAGACUGAACCAGGUUUUACUCUAGGAUGUUGCCUGUACUUAGCUCCAUUCUGUUUAUUUUCUAAACUGAAAAACUCCCCAUUCUGUAACGAUUACAAGCAUACCCAUAACAUGAUGCAGCCACCACUAUGCUUGAAAAUUUGGAGAGUGGUACUCAGUGAUGUGUUGUAUUAGAUUUGCCCCAGACAUAACACUUUGUAUUUAGGACAAAAAGGUAUUUGCUUUUCUGCAGUUUUACUUUAGUGCCUUGUUACAAACAGGGUGCAUGUUUUGGAAUAUUUGUAUUCUGGGGUAUGUGUAGGCCAGUGACAAAAACAUCUCAAUUUAAUCCAUUUUAACUUCAGGCUGUAACACAACAAAAUGUGGAAAAAGUCAAGGGUUGUGAAUACUUUCUGAUGGCACUGUACGUACACACUCACGCUACACUGACACUCUCACACAACACCCACACACAUUCACAUGCAUAACAUACGCACACACAUACAUAACACACAUACACGCAUAUCGACACAACACAAACACACAUACACUCACGCACACAUACACACUUUUACGCUCAUCAUAUGCUGCUGCUACUCUGUUCUUUAUUCUACUCUUAUUGUUAUCUAUCCUGAUGCCUAGUCACUUUACCCUGCCUUCAUGUAAAUAUCUACCGCAGCUAUCUUGUACCCCUGCACAUUGAUCUGGUACUGGUACUCCCUGUAUAUAGCUCCAUUCUUGUGUAUUUUAUUCCUCUUGUGUUACUAUUUUUCUUUUUUAACUCUGCAUCUUUGGGAAGAGCUCGUAAGCAAGCGUUUCACGGUAAAGACUACACCCGUUGUAUUCAGCGCAUGUGACAAAUAAACAUUUAUUUGAAGUGAACAUGUUGCCCAGCGUAUUAACAGCUUCACCCCCAAGGUCACAGAUACUUGCAUUUACAUGAAGCUGUUUUGUAUUUUGGAAUAUUAAUUAGAUCAAACUAAGAUGAGUUGAAACAUGAUUUCCAUCUUAAUGAUUUAUGGGUGUUUUAUGUAACAUGGGGGUUUCUGCUCUGCUCUCUAUUUUUGUACGCUCUCUGUUAUUUGGGUUAGGCAUAAGGUUAGCAGUGGGGUUUGGGUUAGGGUUAAGGUUAGGGUUAGGUUUCAAAUCAAAUGUUAAAAAGAGAAAUUGUAGAAAUGGGCAGGGUUUAGCCAUAAUUGUGACUUUGUGGCUGUGUUAACUAGUGACAACGUGUUAUUUUGUACACUAUGAAGGGUAUGACGGGACCACUUAUCAUCCCACAUCAUGCAUAAUUAACUAGAUGAUGAGGGUGAUAUGUCAUGCAAUUAAGCUCAAUGAUGAGGUACAGUAUGUCUCUAUACAAGCAGUAUUGACAUUAAUGUUGUUCAAACUUGUGAGUAUUUCGGUUGAAAUAUAUGGAUUUUUUAAUUAUGCAUUUUGAGUUCUAUUAUUCAUGGGAACAUGUCUGGCAAUCAGUUAAAAAUAUCCUCUGCAGUAUCUCUGUGUCUUAAACGAAAUUAACCUAGCACCCAUUGCAUAACUUAUUUGAGGAUAUAAUGUUGUCAACUGUAGAGUUUGUUCAGACUGCUGAAAUAGAUUGUGAAAAUUUUCCAGGAAAACAUACACAGCAUCUGUAGGAUUUCAGUUUCAUCUUAUUUACAAUAACUUUUAAUUUAUUGGUUUCAUCAUUGAUUGGUCAGAGGAGUGAGUCCACUCACCUGGCUUCUCGGGCCCUGACCAUUGGCUAAAUGAGAGAUAACUGGCAGCAGACAGACAGCGCCCCUGGAGGAUUUGGCUGGCCAGCCCUGAUAUAAACACUGUGUGGACCUGGACACAAAGCCAAUAGGUUCAAGGCUAGUCCCAGUCCCAGAGAAGCAGCCAACAUGAUGCCCUUCGGCCCACCAGGCUUACUAACUGCCUGACUCAAACAGGAUAUCUCAACCUGACCUUGAGUGGUACAAGGAUUGAUGGCAGAAUUGUGUUGUCUGAUUGUUCACACGGACAUAGUAAAGAAAUCCAUUCUAUAGGCUUUCCAAGGCCUCUCCAUGCCAAGGCAAUCCAUUUACUGCGCUGUACCUCAGAAUUGUGCAUUCCUGAUACACAUUAAAUGCACAACCAUUGUGCUGGAGUGUAAUUCCGCUGUUGUAUGUCACACAGCUGUUCUUUUCGGCUCCCAAGCCUACAUCGACGGUCUUAGUUGAAAACCUACACAUACACUACCAGUCAAAAGUUUGGACACACCUACUCAUUCAAGGGUUUUUCUUUAUUUUUACUAUUUUUUACAUUGUAGAAUAAUAGUGAAGACAUCAAAACUAUGAAAUAGCACAUAUGGAAUCAUGUAGUAAACAAGAAAGUGGUAAACAAAUCAAAGCAUAUUUUAUAUUUGAGAAUCUUCAAAUAGCCACCCUUUGUCUUGAUGACAGCUUUGCACACUCUUGGCAUUCUCUCAACCAGCUUCACCUGGAAUGCUUUUCCAACAGUCUUAAAGGAGUUCCCACAUAUGCUGAGCACUUGUUGGCGGUUUUUCCUUUACUCUGCUGUCCAACUAAUCCCAAACCAUCUCAAUUGGGUUGAGUCGGGGGAUUGUGGAGGUCAGGUCAUCUGAUGCAGCACUCCAUCACUCUCCUUCUUGGUAAAAUAGCCUUUACACUGCCUGGAGGUGUGUUGGGUCAUUGUCCUGUUGAAAAACAAAUGAUAGUCCCACUAGGCCCAAACCAGAUGGGAUGGCGUAUUGCUGUAGAAUGCUGUGGUAGCCAUGCUGGUUAAGUGUGCCUUGAAUUCUAAAUAAAUCACAGACAGUGUCACCAGCAAAGCACUUCCACACCAUAACACCUCCUCCUCCUCCUCCAUGCUUUACGGUGGGAAAUACACAUGCGGAGAUCAUCUCUCACGAUGACGCGGCGGUUGGAACCAAAAAUCUCCAAUUUGGACUCCAGACCAAAUGAUACAUUUCCACCGGUCUAAUGUCCAUUGCUCAUGUUUCUUGGCCCAAGCAGGUCUCUUCUUCUUAUUGGUGUCCUUUAGUAGUGGUUUCUUUGCAGCAAUUCAACCAUGAAGGCCUGAUUCACACAGUCCCCUCUGAACAGUUGAUGUUGAGAUGUGUCUGUUACUUGAACUCUGUGAAGCAUAUAUUUGGGCUGCAAUUUCUGAGGCUGGUAACUCUAAUGAACUUAUCCUCUGCAGCAGAGUUAACUCUGGGUCUUCCAUUCCUGUCGUGGUCCUCAUGAGAGCCAGUUUCAUCAUAGAGCUUGAUGGUUUUUGCGACUGCACUUGAAGAAACUUUCAAAGUUCUUGACAUUUUCCGUAUUGACUGACCUUCAUGUCUUGGUAUUUUACCAAAUAAGGCUAUCUUCUGUAUACCCCCCUACCUUGUCACAACACAACUGAUUGGCUCAAAUGCAUUAAGAGGGAAAGAAAUUUCACAAAUUAACUUUUAACAUGGCACACCUGUUAAUUAAAUGCAUUCCAGGUGACUACCUCAUGAAGCUGGUUGAGAGACUGCCAAGAGUGUGCAAAGCUGUCAUCAAGGCAAAGGGUGGCUAUUUGAAGAAUCUGAAAUAUAAAUAUAUUUUGAUUUGUUUAACACUUUUUUGCUUACUACAUGAUUCCAUAUGUGUUAUUUCAUUGUUGUGAUGUCUGCACUGUUAUUCUACAAUGUAGAAAAUAGUACAAAUAUAGAAAAAACCUGGAAUGAGUAGGUGUGUCCAAACUUUUGACUGGUAGUGUGUGUAUAUAUAUAUAUAUAUAUAUAUAUAUAUCCUUAAGUGACUGCUUUUCCCCUUGUCAACUUAAUCAAACCUAUCUGAAUUAGUCUAUCGGCUAACACAAAUAUUUUGCGGUCCAUUAUUGAACCAGGUAGUCAAAUAUUAAUUACUGGUUGCUCUAAACACUGGUCAUCAAUAUAUUAAUAAAGUGCCUCAAUCUGUUUAUAUUUAAUGAGGCCUGAACGGGCCGCUAAUGAACUGGUCUACUAGUGCGCCCUACACAAUAUAAUUAAGUCUAUGAGUGGAACCACAAUGUCAGAAGUGCACUUUAAUUGCUUUAACAGCCUCCGAGAGAGGAGAUGAGGGGAAAGUUCUGGAACAGUGUCAUUUCUAGAGCUCAGGGAGGAAAAGAGGGGUGGGAGGGAGAAAGCGAGAGAGGGAGGGGGGCAAAAGACGGGCAGUACUAAUGGCAAAGAAUGAAAGAAAAUAGGAAAACAUACUGUAUUAUUUAUUACGUAAUUAUUAAAACAUUGUUUCAAUGGUCAGUGUGUUAAAAACGUUCAAUUCAUAACACCCUUUGAAACCUCAAAAGUCUACUUUUUUUAUUAACAUUUUACUCUGACCACAACUUUUUAUUCGCAGAGAAGGGACUCUGUAGGCUAUCAUCCACUGUUGUUGUGUUGACUAUUUUGUCAUAUUUUUCAAUUAACACAAUUACAGAGGAUGCUGCUCAAUGCAUGCUGCAACUAGCCAAAUCGUAGCCUUGAACCUUUUUCAAACUUAAAUGUCAGAAUUGGUUUUAAGGAUGUAAGCUCCUCUAAGACAAUUAAAGCUGCCUCAUUCAUUGGGAUCAGAGACUGUUGGAGGAAUAGGACAGCCAGCAGCAUGUGAUCUGGAAUCUGCAUUGCUUUGUGAGCUCUAAAGACUCCCAACUUGCAGUGCAAAUCUCAUCAGAUAAUACCCAGACACUUGAUUAAAUUAAUUGGCUAUUAUUAUCAUGCAGCACACAUCUCUGUGGGGAGAAGGGGGCUGAUGACAGGGAUAAAAGUAGUCACUCACUCCACCAUGGAGCCAGGCUGUUAACCAUAACAAUGUGAUGAGAGAGCGAAUAGACUGCUGUUGCAAUCUGUUACUCCUUAAUGGGGGCUCUGUUUCAAUACCAUCUUGGUCCCGCUGCUCUUUGAAGGAUUUUAGUACAUAAUUCACUCUUUUUGAACAAACAUGCUUCAGACUCACUGUUGUCUACUGUAGGUUACGGUAUAGGCAUAUUGUCCAAAAAGGAAUGAAUGGGUAUAUAAAGAUGACAUACUUAUUGCUGUUCACUGGACCUUAUGAUCACUCAACUACACAGCUGAUGCCUGCUGGACUGUUCCUUUAUACGGUACCCCAUCCUGUUGAUCUGUUUAGCCUCAGCUCAAACUUUCGUCGCCAUUACCAGCUGUUGUCUUAGCACUCUCGAAUAACACCUGUGACUGCUUUAUGCCUAUCUCCCAUGUCAAUAUGCCUUGCCUAUUGCUGUUUCGGUUAGUUCUAACUGUACUUUUUCAAUGUAGAGCCCCCAGUCCUGCUCAACCUGUCUCAGAUAGAUCCUUUGUCCCACCCCCACACACACGCGGAGACCGGCUCAAUCGGUGCCUCCAGUGAUGCUAUCUCUUUCAUCUUUACCCAACGCUUAGGUUUACCUCCACUGUACUCAUAUCCUUCCAUAUCCUUGUCUGUACAUAAUGCCCUGAAUCUAUUCUACAAUGCCUGGAAAUCGGCCCCUUUUUUUCUCUGUACCCAACGCACUAGAAGACCAGUUCUUAAAGCCUUUAGCCGUAUCCUUAUUCUACUCCUCCUCUGUUCCUCUGGUGAUGUAGAGGUUAACCCAGGCCCUGUAGCCCCCAGUAUCACUCCUGCGCCCCAGGCGCUAUCAUUUGUUGACUUCUGUAAUCGCAAAAGCCUUGGUUUCUUGCAUGUUAACAUCAGAAGCCUCCUCCCUAAGUUUGAGGUAUUCACUGCGUUAGCACACUCAGCCAACCCUGAUGUGUCUGAAUCCUGGCAUAGGAAGGCCACCAAAGAUUCUGAAAUGUCCAUUCCCAACUACAACAUUUUCCGUCUAGAUAGAACUGCCAAAGGGGGCGGAGUUGCAAUCUACUAUAGAGCUCUAUCAUACUAUCCAGGUCUGUGCCCAAACAGUUUGAGCUUCUACUUCUAAAAAUCCACCUUUCCAAAAAUAAAUCUCUCACUGUUGCCGCUUGCUACAGACCCCCCUCAGCCCCCAGCUGUGCCCUGAACACCAUAUGUGAAUUGAUUGCCCCCCAUCUAUCCUCAGAGUUCGUAUUGCUUGGUGACCUAAACUGGGAUAUGCUUAACACCCCGGCCGUCCUACAAUCUAAACUAGAUGCCCUCAAUCUCACACAAAUUAUCAAGGAACCUACCAGGUACAAUCCUAAAUCCGUUAACAUGGGCACUCUCAUAGAUAUCAUCCUGACUAAUUUACCCUCUAAAUACACCUCCGCUGUCUUCAACCAGGAUCUCAGCGAUCACUGCCUCAUUGCAUGCGUCCGUAAUUGGUCCGCGGUCAAAACGACCACCCCUCAUCACUGUCAAACGCUCCCUAAAACACUUCAGCGAGCAGGCCUUUCUAAUUGACCUGGCCCAGGUAUCUUGGAUGGAUAUUGACCUCAUUCCGUCAGUAGAGGAUGCCUGGUUGUUCUUUAAAAGUGCUUUCCUCUCCAUCUUAUAAGCAUGCCCCAUUCAAAAAAUGCAGAACUAAGAACAGAUAUAGCCCCUGGUUCACCCCAGACUUGACUGCCCUUGACCAGCACAAAAACAUCCUGUGGCGUAUGGCAUUAGCAUCGAACAGCCCUCGCGAUAUGCAACUUUUCAGGGAAGUCAGGAACCAAUAUACACAAUCAGUUAGGAAAGCAAAGGCUAACUUUUUCAAACAGAAAUGUGCAUCCUGUAGCACUAACUCCAAAAAGUUUUGGGACACUGUAAAGUCCAUGGAGAAUAAGAGCACCUCCUCCCAGCUGCCCACUGCACUGAGGCUAGGAAACACUGUCACUACCGAUAAAUCUACGAUAAUCGAAGAUUUCAACAAGCAUUUUGCUACGGCUGGCCAUGCUUUCCACCUGGCUACCCCUACCCCGGCCACCAGCUCUGCAACUUGCCCAUGCCCCCCCCGCUUCUCCUUCACCCAAAUUCAGAUAGCUGAUGUUCUGAAAGAGCUGCAAAAUCUGGACCACUACAAAUCAGCUGGGCUAGACAAUCUGGACCCUUUCUUUCUAAAAUUAGCAGCCGAAAUUGUCGCAACCCCUAUCACCAGCCUGUUCAACCUCUCUUUCGUAUCGUCUGAGAUCCCCAGAGAUUGGAAAGCUGCCGCGGUCAUCCUCUUCAAAGGGGGUGACACUCUAGAUCCAAACUGUUACAGACCUAUAUCCAUCCUGCCCUGCCUUUCGAAAGGUUUUGAAAGCAAUGUUAACAAACAGAUCACCGACCAUUUCGAAUCCCACCGUACCUUCUCCGCUAUGCAAUCUCGUUUCCGAGCUGGUCAUGGGUGUACCUCAGCCACGCUCAAGGUCCUAAAUGAUAUAAUAACCGCGAUCGAUAAAAGACAGUACUGUGCAGCCGUCUUCAUUGACCUGGCCAAGGCUUUUGACUCUGUCAAUCACCGCAUUCUUAUUGGCAGACUAAAUAGGUUUCUCAAAUGACUGCCUCGCCUGGUUCACCAACUACUUCUAAGAUAGAGUUCAAUGUGUCAAAUUGGAGGGCCUGUUGUGUGGACCUCUGGCAGUCUCUAUGGGGGUGCCACAGGGUUCAUUUCUCGGGCCGACUCUAUUCUCUGUGUAUAUCAAUGAUGUCGCUCUUGCUGCUGGUGACUCUCAGAUCCACCUCUACGCAGACGACACCAUUUUGUAUACAUCUGGCCCUUCAUUGGACACUGUGUUAACAAACCUCCAAACGAGCUUCAGUGCCAUACAACACUCCUUCCGUGGCCUCCAACUGCUCUUAAACACUAGUAAAACUAAAUGCAUGCUCUUCAAUCGAACGCUGCUUUCACCCGCCUGCCCGACUAGAAUCACUACUAUCGGCGGCUCUGACUUAGAAUAUGUGGACAACUACAAAUACCUAGGUGUCUGGUUAGACUGUAAACUCUCCUUCCAGACUCACAUUAAGCAUCUCUAAUCCAAAGUUAAAUCUAGAAUCGGCUUCCUAUUUCACAACAAAGCCUCCUUCACUCAUGCUGCCAAACAUGCCCUCGUAAAACUGACUAUCCUACCGAUCCUUGACUUCGACGAUGUAAUUUACAAAAUACCUUCCAACACUCUACUCAGCAAAUUGGAUGUGGUCUAUCACAGUGCCAUCCGUUUUGUCACCAAAGCCCCAUAUACUACCCACCAUUGUGACCUGUACGCUCUCGUUGGCUGGCCCUCACUACAUAUUCGUCGCCAAACCCACUGGCUCCAGGUCAUCUAUAAAUCCCUUCUAGGCAAAUCCCUGCCUUAUCUUAGCUCAUUGGUCACCAUAGCAACACCCACCCGUAGUAUGCGUUCCAGCAGGUAUAUCUCACUGCUCAUUCCCAAAGCCAACACCUCCUUUGGUCGCCAUUCCUUCCAGUUCUCUGCUGCAAAUGACUGGAACGAACUGCAAAAAUCUCUGAAGCUGGAGACACUUAUCUCCCUCACUAUCUUUAAGCAUCAGUUAUCAGAGCAGCUUACCGAUCACUGCACCUGUACACAGCCCAUCUAGAAUUAGCCUACCCAACUACCUCAUUCCCAUAUUGUUAUUUACAUUGUUAUUUAGUUUGCUAAUUUGCACCCCAGUAUCUCUAUUUGCACAUCAUCUUCUGCACAUCUAUCACUCCAGUGUUAAUACUAAAUUACAAUUGUAAUUAUUUUGCACUAUGGCCUAUUUAUUGCCUUACCUCCAUAACUUACUACAUUUGCACACACUGUAUAUAGAUUUUCUAUUGUGUUAUUGACUGUACGUUUUGUUUACCCCAUAUGUAACUUAGCCCAUAUGUAACUCUGUGUUGUUGUUGUUUUUUCCGCACUGCUUUGCUUUAUCUUGGCCAGGUCGCAGUUGUAAAUGAGAACUUGUUCUCAACUGGCUUACCUGGUUAAAUAAAGGUUAAAUAAAAAAAUAUAUUAAAAAAGAUACUGCAUUUCAUUCUCUCCCUUUGAAGGUAGUUCAGUAAUAAUAUGCCUAUUUGAUUGUUAUAAACAGCCUGUAUCACAAGACUGGUCUCUUCCAUAAUGAGUUUGGUGAAUGUUGUCAUAAAGUGUCAUCACAUGUAAUAUCAAGCUUAUAAUAUUGUCAGAAUAAUCACAUCUAUGACAACAAAGUGUUACUGCUGUUUCGUUGAUACCGAGCUGUGCGCUAAUGAAUUGUCUCUCCUUCCCCUUCAACAGGGAUUGCGGUGGACAAGCAAGGAUUCGUCUACUUUGUUGAUGGAACCAUGAUUCGCAAGAUCAAUGGGAAAGGAAUGAUAUCAACUGUCAUUGGUUCCAAUGGCCUGACGUCCACUCAGCCGUUAAGCUGUGACGCCCGCAUGGAUAUUUCACAGGUGAGAUGACUAGACGGCCCACACACACACACACACACAUACAUUUACAUUUUAGUCAUUUAGCAGACGCUCUUAUCCAGAGCGACUUACACUUAGUUAGUGCAUACAUUAUAUUUUUUCUUUUUCAUACCCCCUGUGGGAAUCGAACCCACAACCCUGGCGUUGCAAACGCCAUGCUCUAUCAACUGAGCUACAUCCCUGCCGGCCAUUCCCUCCCCUACCCUGGACGACGCUGGGCCAAUUGCGCGCCGCCCCAUGGGUCUCCCGGUCGCGGCCGGCUACGACAGAGCCUGGCCACAUACACACACCCACACACAGCUAGGAAUAUCUGGUAGGCCAAGCCCUACAUUUACAUAGAGCAGUACUGGUAGACUGAACGGACAGAAUGGUAUUUCAAAAGCAAUUCUUUACACCUUAUCUAUGAUUGAUAUCAUCCUCUGGUUCCAAGGAUCUUAUCAUGCAACAAUUCCCUUUUAAUCUAUACGCAGUCAUCUAUAAGUAGCACAGUUAAGUCAUCAAUAAGUAAUGUAGCAAAGCAUUAAAACUGAUAUUAAUGAUUAGCAAUUAGACAAUGAUGUCCAAGAGAAAAAAAAUAAACAAGUAAAGACAGAUCUUAUAUCUAUCUGACCUAUAAAACUAGAGAGGCCUGAUAUAACUUCCUUUGAGACGUUCCCGCCAUGAUUAACUGGCCUUAGCGGCUGAAUGCUCCCUCUCAAUGGAUAAUUUUAUUCUUGCUCAUGUCCCUGCUCUCACGAGCAGCUGAGGCCCAGAUAGGGCACAGGAUGCAGCCUAACUCAGAGAGCAAUUAUUCUCAGCCCCUGGACCUUGCCAUAGGAAAUCACCUUUAUCAGAGUGCGAAUUAGACUAUACCAUGGCAUUUAUAUCUCCUGAGUGGCGCAGUGGUCUAAGGCACUGCAUCGCAGUGCUAACUGUGCCACUAGAGAUCCUGGUUCGAAUCCAGGCUCUGUCGCAGCCGGCCGCGACCGGGAGACUCAUGGGCGGCGCACAAGUCGUCCAGGGUAGGGGAGGGAAUGGCCGGCAGGGAUGUAGCUCAGUUGAUAGAGCAUGGCAUUUGCAACGCCAGGGUUGUGGGUUUGAUUCCCACGGGGGGCCAGUAUAAAAAAAAAAAUGUAUUCACUAACUGUAAGUCGCUCUGGAUAAGAGUGUCUGCUAAAUGACUAAAAUGUAAAUUUAGGGGGUCAGCACAUCAUUUCUUUAUGGGCCUAUAAUAAAGAUGUCAUUUAAACUGUAAAAAUGAAUUACCUUUUAAUGUGGCAUGAACACAACCAGUCAUGAUAUUUUCAUCUGAUUGUCAAACAAAUCACUUCAAAAAGUAGGCUACCUGUGCAUGUUUGUCCACUCCAAAAUAAAUUGAGCAUCCAAACUGCAUGUGCAGUGCAUUCGGAAAAUAUUCAGACCCCUUGACUUUUUCCACAUUUUGUUACGUUACAGUCUUAUUGUAAAAUUGAUUAAAUAAAAAAAUUUCCUCAUCAAUCUACACACAAUACCCCAUAAUGACAAAGCGAAAACAGGUUUUUAUGCAAAUGUAUUAAAAAUAAAAAACAGAAAUACCUUAUUUACAUAAGUAUUCAGACUCUUUGCUAUGAGACUCGAAAUUUAGCUCAGGUACAUCCUGUUUCCAUUGAUCAUCCUUGAGCUGUUUCUACAGCUUGAUUGGAGUCCACCUGUGGUAAAUUCAAUUGACUGGACAUGAUUUGGAAAGGCACACACCUGUUUAUAUAAGGUCCCACAGUUAACAGUGCAUGUCAGAGCAAAAACCAAGCCAUGAGGUCGAAGGAAUUGUCUGUAGAGCUCCGAGACAGGAUUGUGUCGAGGCACAGAUCUGGGGGAAGGGUACCAACAAAUUUCUGCAGCAUUGAAGGUCCCCAAGAACACAGUAGGGGGGGGGGGGGGGGGCAUUUUAUCAAUUUUAGAAUAAGGCUGUAACGUAACAACAUGUGGGAAAGGUCAAGGGGUCUGAAUACUUUACGAAUGCACUUGCGCCAUUUGAUAAAUGGAAAUAUACAUCUGUUACAAAACACCAAAAGGUGUGCCUAAUGACACGUAUACUUGUUGGAUGGAUUGGAUGCGCAUUGGUGUCUAGCUGUAAGCUAGUUGUCUAGUGAUAUUGUCGGACAUCAUCAGCUGAUCCAGGAAAUAAAAUAAACAUUGAUAGAAAAUAAUAAAGCUAAAUAAAUAAUCUACUACUUCUGGCCACAGAUGGCUCGGAGAACACCAGUACCCUCGUGCACCUUGAAAACAAAGCUAUGAGCGCUCUAAACAGCUGAUUGACAAAAGUAAAAAUUAUAAAUCACCAGAUACAUCUAAUUCAUUGGAAUAAAGGCCAUUUUUUUAUCAAAUGGCAAAAAUUAGGAAGUACAAAGUAAAUUCUAUGCGUAAAGGAGCUCAGCUGAGGCCGAAAUUCAGCACUACUGAGUGGACCAACCAGCUCUCACAGUCUCACGUCAGAAUUAGACGUUCAUCCAUGUUUCUAAAACGUCAAAGUGUUUAAGGAUAAUUUAAGGCAUUCAUUCCGAAUUCUUAAGGUUAGGCAUUAACUCCGAAUGGUUCAGGUUUGGGAUAGGCUUAAAACAUCAAUAUCAAAAACAACUUUCUAUCGCUGGAUUCGAACAUGCAUCCUUUGGAACCAGAUGCUUACGCCCAUCCACAACUCCGUAGAAAAAAACGAAACCUACUUGAAGGUAACAACUCUCACUGUUCCCCCUAGUGGCCGGUUUCCACGUCAUCUCCCGAUGUCCUCGGACAUGGAUGGACGUCAAAUACUGACUUGUAUCACGGGUGAUCUGCCUGGAGUGGACAGCACUACCACAUAUAAAUACAUUGUUUAAACCAUGACAGAGAGGUGGGGGUGUUUGUUUCAUUUGGAAGCUUUAUUUUCAUAUUUACCACUGUAAAACAUAUUUACCACUACAUUUUAAACAAAUAGGAGAAUGGUUAAAUUAGCAUUAUUUAGAGACUCCCCCCAAAGUCUCAUUCAGGGAAGCUGAGCCCCCCGUCUCCCCCGUAAUUCACACCCUGACCUUUAUUAAGUUCUCACCAAAAGUUAUAAAAAUGCUGAAGCUGGCUAACCUUCAGAGAGGGCUGCAGAGAUAUGCCCUACAGCAAUGGUCACCAAAGGGACUGGUGGUCAAUCUCCAGGGCAUUCCUAGUCGAUCGCAAAACAUUUCUAUAAAAAAACCAAUGAUAAAGCCUUGCACUGUUUUCCCGCAGUUCUGUUAACGACGGUGAGGGCAGGUGUUCGGCAGGCGGAAGUGAAGGACACUGUCUCCCGCUAGCUAGCAAGGAGGACUCCGGUACGCGGGGGUGAAAUAACUCAGAUAAUACUUUUAUUUCCCUUUUGACCCACAUUCAAAAGUGUCACAAGCAUGAAGAUGUAGUGCUCGAGGCGGGAGCAUUCAUUCAGGAACCAAUGAGAUGCUCGAGGGAAUGCCCAGAAUUGCAGGCUGCAGUUGCACACUAUUAUCUGAAGGUACAAACUCCACCUACUCGGCGUGCCCGGAGAACAAAUCAAGUGUAUCUAUAGGCCUACCGCUAGCCAAUCGGAUUGCUCAGAUCACCGUGUCUGUCUGCAGCUUCCUCGAGCGCACAGCAAAGUAAAUUGAUACUGUGAUUUCAAAACAUCUAAAAGAGACUAGAGAGAGACUGUCAACGAAUACAGCAAAGAGCUGCUGUUUUAACGACUGAGUUCAUAUAAAGGUUUUUAUUCAGCACUUUUAUAAGCCAUGAAAUGCACUUCUCCACUCGCACUGCAACCAGCACUGCAACCAGCACUGCAACCAGCACUGCAGCUUCAAUGAAUGAGUAGCAAAGUGUAUUGAUAGGCUUGCAUUGCUAUUAUUAGUGGCUGUGUUUUUUAAUAUCGAGGAAUAUUUCACUUUCUCUGGUCAUAGGAGUAACAACAUGAAUUUGUGCAUAAGGCAGAAAUAAUGCGGUGUGACUCGAGUUUCGCCAUCAGCUCGAAGACGGUGUCCCCUUUUAGGUCAAUCUUAGCUGAGGGAUGGUCCGACGGUGGAGGCUGAGACUGACCAUCAGAUGCAGGACAAUCAGUCCAGUUAAAGAAAGAAAAAACGUUAUUUAUAUUUAUGCUCACUCAGCUGUGCCUCACAAGUAAUACAACUGAUGAUCUAUUACCAGUGUGAUAAUAUACCUCAAGUUUUUAAAUAUAAUUUUUAAAUGGUCUGAGAAGAACAACAUUAGCAAGACAAUUCAAGCAGAGCCAAUAUUCAGUGUAUUGGGCAUAUAGCCUACUACAAACCUCAUUGCUACAGAACUGUUUUGCAUAGGCUUACGUUUUUUAAGUCAUGUUUAAACUUUAAAAAACCUGAGCGGUAAAUCUCGGCCCUUCAUUUUGACUUAGAAUGUGAUCUUGGCUCAGAAAAGUUUGGAGACCACUGCCUUACAGUCUCUCUCUCUACAGACUCUCACGCUUUACCUCUCUCUUUCUACCCCUCUCCCUCCCUCUCUGUCCCCCUUCUAUCUCUCUCUCUCUCUCUCUCUCUCUCUCUCUCUCUCUCUCUCUCUCUCUCUCAGUCCCCUCUCUCUUCUUCACAGCAACACAGCACAUUGACCCGCAUCUGAGUGGGUCUCACAGCUCUGAAUAGGCAACAGGAAACUAACUGCUGUGCCCCCAUAAGGGCUUAUCACAUAAGAAGCGUGCAAUUCUCCUCUUAUGCACAGAUUUGCUUCUGUAGAAAGAUUAUCCAUGCGCAUCACUGGACUGGAUCACGUGCUGAUGAACCCAUCAAAGUGCUCAUGAAAAGAGUCAUAACUAUAUAACAUCAUUAUGGGUGUGGGUUUUCUCCAGAGCAUUUACAUUUUCUGAGGCUGAGAUUGUGGACUUUGCAUACUGUAUAUACUGUCUCAAUUAAAUCUUCAUAUAGGAGGAUACUGUAUCCCCUAUUUUGCAUCACAAUAAGCCAGUCAUUGACACUGCCUAUUAUUCCCAUAGACAUUUGUCAACUGCUCAGUCGUAUGAGAAGCAGCAGGAUGAAGCAUGUAAUAUUUUUUUUUUACUGUCCAUAUUUCAGACUUUGUGUUCCUGGCUUUCAUUUUGUUAGUUUUCUGAAUGCCUUUUACACUGAUGUAUUAUGCAGUGAAAUUAUUCCAAGCAACUUCAUCCUCAAGAUGCUCAUUUGCGAGCUGGCUGUCUCCCUCUCCUCCUCGCGUAUCUUACAUGCAAAGUGUGAUGUUCUACUGUGAUAUAAUCAAAUGUCCAAACUAUCAGGCCACGGCCUCUAAUCACAGUAAUGUGUGUUGGCCAUUUUGAAAUUGAUAUGUGGUUGAUAGUUUACAUAUAUGUUUGGCAUUGGUAUUUCACUUUCUCCAGAAUUCUCCUUGCAUGUUGUUGGUGUAUGUAAGGCCUAAGGCCUCAAAGCAUGCACAGCCCCACAAACAGCUUCUUAUUGCAUUUGACUAUCAAUUUAAACUGUGUCCCCAGCUUGAACCAAAGCUGUGCAGGAGGAAAAUUAGAGUUAUUUCGUUGUUGCAUCACACUGGAAGAGAAACAUUGUUUCAUUCUCCAGAGCAAUGUGUUUCUCCCCCAAGCCAUUCUGAAAACAAUAGAAGGAUGGAGAGAUCUAAGAAACAAAGAGAGUCCAAUACUCCAUCCAAUCCACCACUCCAGGCUUUACAGUGCAAUAAGGCAUACCAUUCUGGUUCCCACCACCUAGCAAAUGAGACCCCUUCAAGUGAAUAAUAGGGCACUGUAUUACAAAGGUUAGGAGAGAGUUGUAUUGAGUCACUGCAAGCAGAUUAGCAAUGUGUGGGUAUAAAUUGAAUUUAAAGAAUGGAAUAGUUCAGUGAUAACGUAUUAUCAUAAAUGUGACAGAUCUCACCAUUCCAGAUUUUCAGGCAAACAAAAUGUCAGCGCAUCACAGUUAGUUUUUAUGGAGCACAUUGCAUUGAUUUUGCUUUUUCAAAUGCAGAAAAAAAAAGUGUGUUGUCAAUUAGCAUUCUUUUUGUGGUAACUGUUUUCAGACACUGAGCUGCCAGACUUCUCUCACAACUCAGAUGUGCUUUACAACAAUGGCUGCAGUGGGAAAACGUACCUCCAAUUUCAAUGUGCGGACACUAUGCUGUCAGUAUAUUUUGUUACCUGUGUAGAGAAGUAUCAAAUUAUUCCUGAACGGAUUCCUUUCAUUCACGGACAAUUGACUUGCAUACAGCCCCUUUCAUCAGAUCAUCUCAGAGUGCUUGAAGGUGAGAUGGCAACUAAUUUUAUCCUCCACCAAUCUGAAUCAUUCACCCCUAUUGUGCAGGAACACUUACCACCCAUUAUUUGUGGUGGAAGAAUGGUUUUUCAUGAUCCAAUUAAACACAGGGGUGAUUAUAUUGGCAGAUUUCUUUAUUAGGACUUUGUCCAGCACCCUUAAGGAUCCCACUCACACUUAGUGAACUGUACCAUGGAGCUUUUUAUUCCUUAGCUGAGUCUCAGGGGAACACAGUGUGAGCACGUCCAAAAAUGACCUUACAGUGACAUUACCACUUGUACAGAACAAACACAACGAACAGCUUUUUUCACAAAAGUCACAUGCACAUAAGGCUUUCACAAAAUGUCCUCUAUUACGAAUUGCCCACUUGACAUUGCUGAAUGUAUGACACAGACAGACAAUGUCCAAGCAGUCUACACAGUAUAUGUGCUAUUCUUACUACUUCAUUUAGAUAACAUUGCAAUAUAAUGCAUAAUCAAAGACAGUGGGACAACUGGAAAGGAAAUGUUUCAGGAGAAACGUUGUGGCAUCCAUCUAUGUGACAAGUACACUGAGUGUGCAAACCAUUGCUCUUUCCAUGACAUAGACUGGCCAGGUGAAUCCAGGUGAAAGCUAUGAUCACUUAUUGAUGUCACCUGUUAAAUCCACUUCAAUCAGUGUAGAUGAAGGGGAGGAGACCAGUUAAAGAAGGAUUUGUAAGCCUUGAGACAAUUGAGACAUGGAUUGUGUGUGUGCCAUUCAAAGGGUGAAUGGGCAAGACAAAAUAUUUAAGUGCCUUUGAAUGGGAUAUUGUAGUAGGUGCCAGGCGCACCGGUUUGAGUGUGUCAAGAACUGCAACGCUUCUGGGUUUUUCAUGCUCAACAGUUUCCCGUGUGUAUCAAGAAUGGUCCACCACCCAAAGGACAUCCAGCCAACUUGACACAACUGUGGGAAGCAUUGGAGUCAAAAUGGGCCAGCAUCCCUGUGGAACACUUUCUACACCUUGUAGUCUAUGCCUCGACGAAUUGAGGCUGUUCUUAAGGCAAAACGUGGUGCAACUCAAUAUUAGGAAGGUGUUCCUAACGUUUUGUACACUCAGUGUAUAUGCUUGUUAAACUGUGUUUUCCCUGCUCUAGGUUCGUCUAGAAUGGCCCACCUACCUGACUGUCAACCCCAUGGACAACUCCCUGUACAUCCUGGACAACAACAUAGUGAUCCAGGUGUCAGAGAGCAGCCAGGUGAGGAUUGUGGCGGGCCGGCCCAUCCACUGCCAGGUCCCUGGGAUCGACCACUACCUGGUCAGCAAGGCAGCCGUCCACUCCACCCUGGAGGCAGCCAAGGCUAUCGCCGUGUCCCACCAGGGCACGCUCUACAUCGCCGAGACGGACGAGAGGAAGAUCAACCGCAUCCAGCAGGUCACCACCAACGGGGAGAUCUCUGUGGUGGCUGGGGCUCCCACUGAGUGUGACUGCAAAAUCGACCCCAACUGUGACUGCUUUUCCGGUGGGUCCCCUGCUGAGAACGCCAUUAUGCCUCAGACUCAAUUCAGCAGUCUAUCAGAGGCCUGCGGAGAGGCUCUCUGGAUGGACAUGCUCUGAAGCAAUGAUUUGGAACUAUUAUAACCCGCCCAAUGUUUAUGGUUGCAUCAGUCUAGCUUGACAAAACAAACAAGCUUUAACGUGUGAAAUAGUGGAGUGGUGGGAUGAACAGCGAGUUUAUUUCCCUUUCACUCAACACUCCUCACUUUAUUGUCUAGGAUGUAUUAUUCAUAUCAACUUUAUGUGACAUUGCAACUUGUCAAACACCACAUUAUUAUUCAGUAAAGUAUGAAUACAUAAAUAUAGUUAUUUAUGAUUGACUCUCAUUUGAUUCAAUGUAUUCUACCUUAGCUAGUUAAGUGCUCAAUCUCUUCAUUGUCCUGUUCCCACAGGAGAUGGUGGAUAUGCCCGUGAUGCCAAGCUGAAGGCUCCCUCCUCCCUGGCUGUUUCCCCUAACGGGACUCUGUACAUCUCUGACCUGGGGAACAUCCGUAUCAGGGCCCUGUCCCCCAACAGGCCCCAGCUCAACCAGAACAGGAUGUAUGAGAUCACCUCUGUGGUGGACCAGGAGCUCUAUCUGUUCAGUGUGAAUGGCACCCACCUCCACACCCGCAGCCUGGUCACCGGGGACUACGUCUAUAACUUCACCUACUCAGGAGAGGGAGAUAUGAGCGCUGUGGUCACCAGCGACGGCACCAUGGUCCACGUGCGCCGCGAUGCCAACGGCGUCCCCCUCUGGCUGCUGGUGCCCGGGGGUCAGGUCUAUUGGCUCACGAUCAGCAAUGGGGGCGUCCUCAAGAAAGUCUCCGCCCUGGCGCAUGACCUGGCACAGAUCAGCUACCAUGGCAACUCGGGUCUCCUGGCAACCAUGAGCAAUGAGAACGCCUGGACAACAGUAUAUGAGUGAGUUUUCCACCAAUCUCCUUCCUCUCUAUUCAUGUCAAUUUCAUUCUGCUUGAUAAUAUCCUCUAUUAGCACCCUUCAAAUCAUAGCCAUAUUUUUGUUCCUGUCUGCCUGUGUGAAGCUGUAAGAGCUUCACCACCUACACUCCCAUUUUUGCUGCAGUAUUGCAGUUUUUUCAGUGUUGGGAAUGUGUGAAAUUUGAAAGGUGUAUAUAAAUUACAUUGUCCGAAAAAAUGAAAUAUAAAUGUAUUUUCUAAUAGAAGAUUAUUUCCAAAAUCAUGUUUUUCUGUAAUUGGGGCAAUUCCAUACGCUGGCCUGCAGAAAUGGUCUUCUUUUUGUUGCCGAUUCAAAGAGAAGUGGGAAUAGUGUGAUUAUAUAAAAUGUUUGCGUAGGCAUUUUUAGGGAUUUGUUCAGUGGCGCUUUGGGUUUAAAAUCCAUUCGUAUGUCAGGGGCAAAGAAUCCUUUUCACUGCCUCUUAAUUUUGUUUGAUCGGCAAUACAACCUCUCCUCUAUUGUGUCUCUGCGAAAAAGCCUAAAUCCACCCAAACCCCAUUCUAAGACUGUCCUCAGUGUCCUGCGGUAAGACUGCCUUUGGAGGUCAUACCUAAUUGGCUCCUUUGUUCCAGCAGCAUCAUUAUACUGCCUCCCAGUGGUGACGCUGGGGAACUACAGGAUGGCGCUCACCUUUCAGAAUGGGAAUAUUCUGGAAUCCACUAAAAUAUAACCAUUUUAUUACACAAGGUUGUCACAAUUUCAGAUGUUGGUAGGAUGUUAUUUGACUGGGUGUUUCCUUGACCAGGUAUAAUUAUGACGGUCAUCUCAUCAAUGUCACCUUGCCAACGGGAGAGGUCAGCAGUUUCCACGGCAAUAUGGAGAAAUCAGUGCGGGUGGAAGCAGACACGUCAAAUCGGGAGAAAUUCAUCACAGCCACAAACUUCUCCGCUGCCAGCACUAUCUAUACAUUACGCCAAGGUAGUAGUAAGGUUUCGUGUCAUUUUCUCAUCUCGUUUUUUUUUCAUUAUCAUGCCGUAGCUUUUUAUGUUGUGUACUCACUAGCAAUGAUGAAGCAAAUAUAUUCCUCCCUGUAUCUGUUAUUUCGGUGUCCUCAACACAUUGUUCACAUGCAUGUCUUAUGAGGUGAACAAUUUUAAUGACGGCCCAACAGCUAUUUUAUAGAGCAUUAAAAUAACAAUGAGAUGGCAGGCCUGACAAAGGUGUAAAGAGUUGGUGAGGAAGUAAACAGGAAAGAAGCGAGAGCUGCUGACAGUAGUCUCCUUUCACACAGUCACACCUCUGUUCUCACAUAGACACACAUAGAGCCAGUGUCUCAUCAAGUUUGGUUUUUAGAAAUACAGUUACUCAAGGGGAUACCAAAGAAAUGGCACGUGCAAUAAUAUACCAUUCUGUUAUCUCUUCAAUAAAAGCUGUGAAUAAUAUCAUUCAUGCAUUUUAUUGAAGAGAUGACAAUGGUAUUACUGGAUGUCCUGACUGCUAUAACUGCCAUGUACGGUAUGGAGCCUACAGUUGAACCAGUGUUCUGUCGCAGUAUGAGUUGACUGUCCAUGUUGUAAUACUGAAUUAGUUUAAUCUCGCUCUCUCUCUCUCGUUCCUUCACACACACACACACACAAACACUCACACACACUCAUUCUCUCUGUUACGCUCUCUCUCUUUGUCCCAUGGCCCCACACAGAGCAUGCUCAGAACACGUACCGUGUGAGUUCGGACGGCUCUCUGUGGGUGACGUUCGCCAGCGGCAUGGAGGUGACCCUGAACACAGAACCCCACAUCUCGGCAGGCGUGGUCAACCCCACAGUGGGCAAGUGUAACAUCACCCUGCCGGGUGAGCAUGCUCACAGCGUCAUCGAGUGGAGACAGAGAAGAGACCAGGCUAAAGGGAACUACACGGCCUACGAACGCAGGCUCAGGGUAAGGAAGAGACAGAACAGACAGCAUGAACACAAUACCCUUCACCAUAUGUUGUGCAAUAUGGCAGGUACAAUAUGGCAGCAUACUUACAACAGACCUAAAGUCUCCCUAUGGGAGUUUGAUAACUCUUCCAUAACACUGUAGGUCAUGAAAAAAAUUUAUGCACUCACUAACUGUAAGUCGCUCUGGAUAAGAGCUCUGCUAAAUGUCGUAAAUGUAAUGUUAAAUAGAAGGUAUGUGACUGACCGGCUCGAUUCGGUCUUAUGUAGCAAAAUUUGAAAUUGUGUGUUUUUUACAUUGGAUAAAAGUAGCGACUCAGAGCUAGAAAAUUGUAUACCAUACACUACAGUUGAAGAACUAUGGGGAAAGUAAUUCUGCUUUGAACGUUUAUAAACUUGUAACCCCACUUUUGAGAAAAUGACCCUUGAACGUUUUGGUACACCUACUGGAGAGCUCUUCUUUGUCUACACCCAUUCAACAUUGUUCACACCCUCUUAAGCCUUAGCCCCACCCAUCUCUUUAAGGAUUCACAUGUGAGGCCAUGUGCUAAACAGAGUAAGUAUGGUAGUGUACUAAACAACUAAAGAUUUCAAGACUAAAGGCUGGUUAAUACUAUGUCUGUAGACAGUUGUUGCAGUGACAUCAUGAACAUUCCAUUGUCAUCCAACAUCAAACUUGUCGUUGUCGUUAUGAAAAAGUAUAAACACAAAAACGACAGACUGCAUGACAUCAGCAGCCUGGUGGUCCAAAAUAGCAUACCUGGUGUAUUUUAACACCAAUAAACCCAUCCGUUUAAAAAUGAAUUUAGUAUAUGUAAAUCGAGCAAACCAGGCAACUAAAAGCAACUUUCUAAACAAUGUUUUGGUUCGUUUCUAGCUUGUUCGCUAGCUAGCUAAUGUUAAGUUAGCUGGCUAGCCAGUUCAAAUAAUGACCAUAUCAUAUAGCUGACAACGUCUUAACUUGAGCUAAUUUGUAUUCAUUAUUACAGGAAAAUAAACUCACAACAAGAUCAUUAUUUACAAGUUAAUGGCGAGCUAAUUACACAAAAUACCUUAUGGCUGUGAGUGUGACAAAAAAAGCAGGUCAUUCUACUGGAGAAUUUUAGAACUUGGACACUGUCUCGUUGGCCUAACGUUAUGGCGCAGGUCAUGUUCUUCACAUUACCGUCUCUGGUAAACACACACUAUAACAAAUAAAAUCAAUGUUUAUUUGUCACAUGCACAGGGUACAGAAGAUGUAAACAGUACAGUGAAAUGGUUACUUGCAUAGUGGAGUCUUUUGUUUAGACAUGUAGCUAGCUAAACAAUGAACCAUAAUCCCAACUCAUAACGUUACUACCCUGCAUGAAUUUACUGGUAGCUAAAACUAACCAACUAGGUACAAUAUUAGCUAGCUAGCUAACAUUAGGCUAUAACUAGCAAUGCAAAUGGCUCUGAGAUACAAAUAAUAUUACUACACAGAUCAUACACGUAACAUUAGCUAGCGAGCCAGCCAGCUAACGUUAGCUAGCUAACAGUACGCUUUAACUUGCAAUGAAAACAACUUUCUGACACAAUUAGAAAUUUAUAAUAUCUGAAAAUGUAGCUAGCUAGACUCUCUUACCCUUAUACAUGGAUGAACGCUUCUCCCUCUCUGUCAUGGAUGCCACGGUUGCCCUUUGAAGAUGUAUAAAACACCCAUCUCCAGAUUACAACAGCCUUCUGUAUGUUCUCUUUGAGACUCUGCAUAUUUGCAAUCAAACGCCAGAAUCUCCUUAGUUAUCAUACUUUGCUUCCACCGGACAUUCCACUGAUUUCAAAACUCAGUCCUCCAGAAAGUGGAGAGCGUUAGCAACACUUUUGCAGUUCUUUGUGAUAUAUUUUUUUUAAAGUCACAUUAGAAAGGAUUACCUACACAUACUGAGCCGCUCAUGUUAAAGACAGAAGCGUGCUACAUGGCAAACCAAUCCAAACUCAUCUCUUGGCAUGUCCAGCUAUCCAUUAUCUCAGCCACUCAUGGCUAGUGGGAAGGUUCCUGUCUUUUUCUGUGGCUAAACCAACUACGCUUGUAAUUUAACAAUUGUAUUCAUAUUUACAGAUGGCAUACAAGUUUGUUAUUAAGGCACAUGAAUGUUCACAUGUUCCAGAAGGCAUUUCUGCCAAAAAACACAUUUUGAUAAAAAAAAUGUUUUCAUUCAAAUGCCUCUCCUGUGAAGUAGUGUUGCGCAACAUACGCCUAGUUUCCUGAAAUGAGUCACAUAUACAUUUACACAUGACUUGAUCAAAUAUGAUGGAUCCCUAGAACUUUUGUGGAAUAUUUUUAGAUUCAGACAGUGAAAAUGGGAAAUCAAUUGUAAUCCAGACUUCAUUGAACAUGCACAUAGAGGGAGAUACGAUGAUGACUCUGUCAGAGAGAGGAGGAUAAUGAGGGAAAGUGGGUGCAGAAUGUUUGACUUAUUCCUCCUACCAAUUAGGAUGAAGUCAAAUAAAAGCAUUUAGGGCCCAUUUCUAGUUGAGCUGAGGCAGAGAGGGAACAUUCAGCUCCGUUACUGCCUGUCUGAAUUGCUAUUAAUAGUGAUGGUGAAAUACUCAUUUACCAUCACAAUGAAGUCUUUAAAAGCCUCCAUUUCAAAUCGGCACAGUGGAUUUGUUUUUGAUUUUUUUUUAUAAUUGUUAUCUAGAUAAAACGGCUAACUUUUGGGAGAAAUAGUCAAUAGCUCUAGUAUUACUCAGAGGAAUGACUGUACCACUCACUCACGUGUCAUUCUUGUCUCUCACCAACCCCAGGCUCACAACAGAAACGUGCUGUCCAUAGACUUUAACCAAGCCACACGAGUGGGCAAGAUCUAUGACGACCACCGCAAGUUCACCCUGCGGAUCCUCUAUGACCAGAUGGGUCGUCCUAUCAUCUGGUCUCCCAGCAGCAAGUACAAUGAGGUGAAUGUGACCUAUUCUCCAGCAGGCCUGGUGACCAGCAUCCAGAGGGGUAACUGGUCAGAGAAAUUGGAGUAUGAGAACGGGAAGGUGGUUUCCAGAACAUGGACCAAUGGGAAGAUAUGGAGCUACACUUUCCUGGAGAAGGUAUUUAGUUAUUUGCUAGACAUGUUGUGAUGGAUCCAAAAAGAGUCCAAUGCCAUAAGGAUUUUAGUUUGUUCUGUAUAUGGAUCUGAAUUAGGUGGCAGUCUGUCGCUCAGAAUAUUAAUCUACUUUUGUUUGUGUGUUCUGCAGUCGGUCAUGCUGCUGUUGCAUAGCCAGCGGCGGUACACCUUUGAGUAUGACCACACAGACUACCUGAUAUCUGUGACAAUGCCCAGUAUGGUGCGUCACAGUCUGCAGUCCAUGCUGUCAGUGGGUUACUACAGGAACACCUACAGCCCUCCAGACAGCAGCGGAGCCUCUGUGAUCCAGGACUACAGCCAUGAUGGCCGCCUGCUCCAGACUCUGUACCUGGGCACGGGCCGCCGUAUCCUCUACCGCUACACCCGCCAGUCCCGCCUGGCAGAGAUCCUGUACGACACCACCCUGGUCACCUACACCUACGAAGAGGCCUCCGGGGGGGUGAAGACCAUCCACCUCAUGAACCAGGGCUUCAUGUGCACCAUCCGCUACAGACAGACAGGUACUGCAAUACAGACCAACCUUCUAGCUAACAGUAUGGGGAAUAGCAUUGAAUAACUUUACAAACGAAGACAAGCCAGUUAAACUUCAGUAAUGACGUAUGAUCCUCACAUAAUGACAAGACGAUAAGAUAGAUUCAAAAUGAAUGGCAUGCCAUAAAGGAGCUUAUUGAUUUUUAUAAUGGAAUGUAUUAUGACAGGUUAAUGUAAGAAAUAAAACCACAAAUGGCUGUGCCUCUGCAGGAGUAUAAUACAAUAAGCUAUAUUAGAUGAAGAGGCCUUUAGGCAUAGCUGAGGAUUAUCGUUUAUUGUGGGUUCUUAUCACUAUAAGCAAUUCUGAUAAUGCUUUAUGUCAGACAAGUCUUAAAGUUUGACAUAUAAGUCUGCUUUGAGAGAUUGAGUAUACCAUCAUGAAAUACACUAUUAGCACCUCUUGAAAUAUAUCCUCAGGCAUAUGGCCCCAAUAAUUCACCCAUGAGAAUUAUAUAUCCUAUAUAUUCUAUUCAUCCUGCUAAGUUUAAAUCUAUUUUUGGAACCUAAAUCCAUGGAUAACUCCAGAACUCUGUAGGGAUUUGAAAUCCCUAUAAAGCCAAUAUGGAAUGGCAUGCUGAUUAUAUAGGGCACCAAAUCAGAACCCAUUCUGAAGAGUUGGAGAUUGGGAGUGCUGCAGUGCACUGAUGAGCAAUUUCCUCAGCUUCACAGACUUUUAUUCUGUCCUUUUGAGACAUUCAUGCCUCGCUGUUGGGGGUCCCCACACUCUGCCGGUCUCUCCUGGUCUCCAUGCACAGAUACACCUAGAUUUCCUCCUAACAAAUUGACAUGAACCUGUAUUUAAAGCGUCCCAGGUCCUACACUGGCUGGGCAACAAUAAGUCUGAUUUGAAGCAAAUAAGCAAUCAGGGACAGCAGAGCGAGGGAUGAUGGUAGGCGAGAGCAUGGAUGAGAAUACUUAAGAAUGUAUUAUAUAGCGUGGCUGGUGGAUUUGGCUGGCUCAAUGAUAAGCCUGGAUAUAUUACUAGAAAGGGUAGCUGGGUCAUUCCACGAAAUGAGUGCCUUUUGCGUCCCUUUUAUAUUUUAAGUAGAAAUUGUGCACCAAUAUUGAAUUUUAAAAGCCUGUUCCAUUAAAUAAUAAUAUGCCAUUUAGCAGACGCUUUUAUCCAAAGCGACUUAGUCAUUUGUGCAUAAAUUUUUACGUAUGGGUGGUCCCAGGGAUCGAACCCACUACCCUGGCGUUACAAGCGCCAUGCUCUACCAAUUGAGCUACAGUGCCCUUUAAUAUAGACCACAUGGAGAAUUAAAUAAUUCAAUAUGAAUAAAGGCUUGCUAAAGGGACAACAUUUAGCAUUUUGACAUCUCCCUCUGUCAACACUGUCACUUCUAGGAAGACAUCAACCAACUUAAUCCCAAAAUUUCACCAUCAUUGUAAAGCCCUAGUUAUUUUAAUAUGCCAUUUAGCAGACGCUUUUAUCCAAAGCAACUUACUUGCUUUUGAAGAUGAUUUAUUUUAUGUGAUUUGUGAUUCAUUUACAUCUGUCCCUCAUUUUAAGGUCAACCCUGUUACGUGAACUGAACUCUCGUUUUAAUAUGGUGAAACUAUUCCUUUAAUAUUUUUUUUCAAAAGAAACAUUGAACAUCUAAUAGUCAAAUCAUAGAGGUGAGCUGGUUCUACUCUUUUUGACCAUUUUCUUGUGUUUUGUGGUGGAAAACUGAGCGUGUCGAGCAUAACUGUGAUGAGGUGGUGUUGAAGGAGUCAGGUGCAGGAGUGUAAAUCACAGAAUAACAGGCUUUAAUCCCCAAAAUACAGGUUUACACAGAACUGCGUCAAACACACUCCAGGGCACAAAACAGGUGCACUGGAAAAUACAAGGCACACAGGAAUAUACUCCCGUCUAACAAAAUACACGAGCUUCACUAUCCUUCACAAUAAACAAUCACCCACAAGGACAAGGGGGCAGAGGGAACACUUAUACACAGACUAAUUAGGGGAUUAGAACCAGGUGUGUGUGAUAACAAUUAGGGCGGGAGGUAGCUUAGUGGUUAAGAGCGUUGUGCCAGUAACCGAAAGGUCGCUGACGACGAACGCCGAAGCAUGCCCGAACAAGGAGGGGAGGGAGCCUCGGUCGAAGUCAUGACAGUACCCCUCCCCCCCCCCACCUCAGACGCGGAACUCCAGCAGCGCGCCGAUCCCGGCCUCGGAUGGCAACGGUGGAAAUCCCGCAACAGGGAGGGAUCUAGGAUAUCCCUCACCGGGACCCAGCACCGUUCCUCCGGACCGUACCCCUCCCACUCCACGAGGUACUGAAGGCCCCCCACCCGACACCUCAAAUCCAGGAUGGCACGGACAGAGUACACCGGGGCCCCCUCGAUGUCCAGAGGAGGUGGAGGAACCUCCCGCACCUCAGACUCCUGGAGCGGACCAACCACCACCGGCCUGAGGAGAGACACAUGAAACGAGGGGUUAAUACCUGCGGGCUCAGCUUCCGGCAGGGCAGGCGGAGGGGCAGAUUCCGGGUCGAGAGCCAGACCCGAUCCCCCGGUAUGAAAACUGGGGCCUCACUGUGGUGAUGGUCAGCGUUGGCCUUCUGACGACGCACGGCGCGCUGGAGGUGAACGUGGGCAGCGUCCCACAUCUCCUCUGCGCGCCGAAACCAGUCAUCCACUGCAGGAGCCUCGGUCUGGCUCUGGUGCCACGGUGCCAGAACCGGUUGGUAACCUAAAACACAUUGGAAUGGUGUUAGGUUAGUAGAGGAGUGGCGGAGAGAGUUCUGGGCAUAUUCUGCCCACGGCAAGAACACCGACCACUCUCCCGGCCGGUCCUGGCAGUAGGACCGCAGGAACCUACCCACAUCCUGAUUUACUCAUUCCACCUGCCCAUUUGACUCGGGGUGGAACCCAGUGGUCAGGCUGACCGAGACCCCCAGACGUUCAAUGAACGCCUUCCAAACCUUGGACGUGAACUGGGGACCUCGUCGGACACGAUAUCCUCAGGCACCCCGUAGUGCCGGAAGACGUGAGUAAACAGGGCCUCUGCAGUCUGCAGGGCAGUGGGGAGACCGGGCAGAGGAAGGAGGCGACAGGACUUGGAGAAGCGGUCCACAACGACCAGGAUGGUGGUGUUACCUUGGGAGAGGGGAAGAUCAGUCAGAAAGUCAAUAUUAAGAUGAGACCAUGGUCAUUGUGGAACUGGUAAUGGUUGUAGCUUACCCGUUGGGAGGUGCCUAGGUGCCUUACCCUGGGCGCACACCGAGCAGGAGGAGACGUACACUCUCACGUCCUUAGCCAAGGUAGGCCACCAGUACUUUCCGCUCAAGCAGCGCACUGUACGGCCGAUACCUUGGUGACCAGAGGAGGGUGACGUGUGUGCCCAGAAGAUCACGGAUAAGAGCAGGCACGUACCGCAGCCCAGCUGGACACUGCGGUGGAGAUGGAUCUAUGCGUAAUGCCUGCUCUAUAGCCGCGUCCAUCUCCCAUACUACUGGCGCCACAAUGCUGGAGGCCGGGAGUAUGGGGGUGUUGUCUCUGGGCCUCUCCUCUGUGUCAUACAGCCGGGACAGUGCGUCUGCCUUCACGUUCUUCGUACCCGGAAUGUAUGAUAGUGUAAAAUGAAACCGGGUGAAGAAUAGGCCCCACCUGGCCUGGCGAGGAUUCAGCCUCCUCGCUACCCGGAUGUACUCCAGACGAGGAAAGGGUGUUUCGCCCCUUCGAGCCAAUGCCUCCACACGAUCACCAACGUCGUAGUUCUGCUCCGCCGGGCAGAGCUUCUUCGAGAAGAAGGCACAGGGGCGUAGCUUGGGUGGCGUGCCCGAGCGUUGAGACAGGACAGCUCCUAUCCCAACCUCGGACGCAUCCACCUCCACUACGAACGGUAGUGAUGAAUCGGGGUGGGCCAGUACUGGGGCUGAGGUGAACCGACCCCGCAGUUUGCUGAAGGUCAGCCUCAGCAGACCAGCGGAGCCGGAACGGCCCACCCUUCAACAGUGAGGUAAUGGGAGCUGCGACCUUGCCAAAGCCCCGGAUAAACCUCUGAUAGUAGUUGGCAAAGCCAAGGAAGCGCUGCACCUCCUUAACCGUGGUUGGAGUCGGCCAAUUACGCACGGCUGAAAUGCGAUCUCCCUCCAUCUCCACACCUGAGGUGGAAAUGCGAUAUCCAAGGAAGGAGACGGAUUGCUGAGAAAAAACAUACACUUCUCUGCCUUAGCAUAAAGGUCAUUUUCCAACAGUCGGGCCAGCACCUUGCGAACCAGGGACACAUGCUCGGCGCGCGUAGCGGAAUACACCAGGAUGUCAUCUAUGUAGACCACUACACCUCGACCAAGCAUGUCCCGAAACAACACCUCGUUCACAAAAGACUGGAAAACUGAGGGAGCAUUCAUCAAACCAUAGGGCAUUACCAGGUAUUCAUAAUGCCCCGUGGUUGUGCUGAAUGCUGUCUUCCACUCAUCUCCCUCUCGGAUACGUAUCAAGUUGUACACACUCCUGAGAUCUAAUUUGGUGAAGAAGCGCGCUCCAUGCAUUGAUUCAAUCACCGAAGGAAUGAGGGGGAGGGGAUAACUAAAUCUUAUCGUCUCCCUGUUCAGUGGUCGAUAAUCAAUGCACGGGCGCAGACCUCCAUCCUUCUUCUUCACAAAGAAGAAACUCGAGGAGGCGGGUGAAGUGUAGGGACGUAUAUACCCCUGGCGCAGGGACUCGGUGACAUAGGUUUCCAUAGCCACCGUUUCAGCCAGUGACAGGGGGUAUAUAUGACUCCUGGGAGGUACAGCGUCUACCCGGAGGUUUAUCGCGCAAUCCCCCGCCCGAUGAGGUGGUAAUUUAGUCGCCUGCGUUUUAGAGAACGCUUGCGCCAGAUUGAGGUAUUCAGGGGGAAUGCGCACGGUGGAGGUACUGUCUGGACUUUCCACUGUGGUUGCACCAACGGAAACAUCUAGAGACCUACCCUGACACUCUCGCGACCACCCCAUGAGAGCCCUCUGCGGCCAUGAGAAGGUGGGGUUGUGGAGUGCUAGCCAAGGGAUACCUAAUACCACAGGGAAAGCAGGAGAUUCAAUAACCGAAAAAAUAACCUGCUCAAAAUGAGUCUCCUGGGUGAUCAUGGUGACUGGUAUCGUGACUUCCGUAACCAACCCGGACCCUAUUGGUCGACUAUUGAGUGCUCUGAUGGGGAAUGGAAUGGAUAGGGGAACCAAUGUUAUGCCUUGACAGCGUGCGAAUGCCCUGUCCAUAAAGUUCCCAGCUGCGCCUGAAUCGACUAGCGCCUUACACUGGGGAACUACCAUGAGAUCGGGAAAGUGGAUAGGUAGGGUACAGUGCGCAGCAGAGGGCUCUGAACAAGUGUGGGUGUUCGAUACCUGGGGUGAUGCGAGAGUGCCCUGCCUGCCGCCUCCCGGCCCAAAAGAACGUUGACUACGAUGUGUAGUGUAUUGUCCCUUCGUGCCACCAGAGUGGCACAGUCGCUGUCCUCCUCCGCUCUCUCGGCCGGCGGCUCCACCCAGCUCCAUCGGCUCGGGAUCCGAGUUGUCCGGUGUGGAAAUGGGCAGACCCCUACCAGGACGUCCUCUGGCUGCCAGCAGGUUGUACAAACGAAUGGCCAUGUCCACCAGUUUGUUGAAGGACAACAUGGUGUCUCGGCAUGCUCCCGUCGGACGUCCUCCCGCAGAUGGCACCGGAAAUGGUCGAUCAGGGCCCGCUCGUUCCACCCGGACCCUGCUGCCAGCAUCCGAAACUCCAAUGCGAAGUCCUGCGCUGUCCUCGUCCCCUGCCUCAGAUGGACCAGUCGCUCACCCGCCUCUCUACCCUCGGGUGGGUGAUCGAAGAACGCCCGAAAGAGGCGAGCAAACUCCCUGUAGUCCUCCAACGCGGCUCCUCCUCUGUUCCACACCGCGUUGGCCCACUCCAGGGCUUUCCCACAGAGGCAGGAAAUGAGGACGGACACCUUCUCCCGCUCAGAUGGUUCCGGCCUGAUGCUGGAAAAAUAAGUAAAGCUCCAAUUGGAGGAGGAAUCCCUGGCACAGCGCCGUCGUCCCAUCAAACGCCCGUGGUCGGGAUAUCUGGAUCCCUCUGGGUGCUGGGGUGUAGGUGGCUGGAUCCGGUUGGCCAGCUGGUCUCGACAGAUCGGGUUCUCUCCUCUCCAGGCGUUGGACGACCUGAAGAACCCGAUCCAUCGCUUCCCCCAAGCUGGCCAGCAUCGUGGAAUGCUCCUGGACCCGUGCCACGACUCCAGGCAUGCGCUCUUCUCCCGCUGACUCCAUAUGGUCUCUUGAGUGGCGCAGUGGUCUAAGGCGCCGCAUCGCAGUGCUAACUGUGCCACUAGAGAUCCUGGUUCGAAUCCAGGCUCUGUCGCAGCCGGCCGCGACCGGGAGACUCAUGGGCGGCGCACAAUUGGCCCAGCGUCAUCCAGGGUAGGGGAGGGAAUGGCCGGCAGGGAUGUAGCUCAGUUGAUAGAGCAUGGCGUUUGCAACGCCAGGGUUGUGGGUUCGAUUCCCACGGGGGGCCAGUAUAAAAAAUAAAUAAAAAAAUGUAUUCACUAACUGUAAGUCGCUCUGGAUAAGAGCAUCUGCUAAAUGACUAAAAUGUAAAAUAUUCAGGGUGGGUGAUUCUGUGAUGAGGUGGUGUUGAAGGAGACAGGCGCAGGAGGGUAAAUCACAGAAUAACAGGCUUUAAUCCGCUAAAUACAGGUUUACGUAUAACUGCGUCAAACAUACUCCAGGGCACAAAACAGGUGCACUGGAAAAUACAAGGCACACAGGAAAAUACUCCCGUCUAACAAAAUACACGAGCUCCACCGAGCUUCACUAACCUUCACAAUAAACAAUCACCUACAAGGAGAAGGGGGCAGAGGGAACACUUAUACACUGACUAAUUAGGGGAUUAGAACCAGGUGUGUGUGAUAACGAGACAAGACAAUUGUGAUGAUGAUUGGGGCGGCAGUGGUUAGUACUCCGGUGACGACGAACACUGAAGCAUGCCCGAACAAGGAGGGGAGGCAGCCUCGGCCGAAGUCGUGACAAUAACACGUCAACCCUGUUUCCCAUAGAUAGACAGGCUACAGGAUACUUGUGUAAAAGUAAAUGCUAUACAUCAAAAUCCUUAUUUUAAAAAUUAUGGACGGCCAGGGGCACACUCCAACACUCAGACAUAAUUUACAAACACAGUAUUUAUGUGUUUAGUGAGGCUGCCAGAUCAGAGGCAGUAGGGAUUACAACGCGUUAUAUUGAUAGAGGUGCGUGAAUUCGACUAUAUUGCUGUCCUGCCUGAGCAUUCAAAAUGUAAUGAGUACUUUUGGUUGUCAGGGGAAAUGAAUGGGAGUAAAGAGUACAUAAUUUAUUUAGGAAUGAAGUGGAGUAAAAGUAAAACAUAUAAAUAGUAGAGUACAGAUACUACUAAAUUAGAACUUCUAAGUAUUUUACUUAGUUACUUUACACCACUGUCUAUUACACACUUUAUCACUUCAGUAGUGUAGAUGACAAAUGUACCUUUUCGCACACCUACACUAAGUAUCAUACUGUUGGCUAGGCAGUCUUUUUAGUGAGGUCUCAGCCUUUUUGCUCUGUGAGUUCCUCAGCAGGUUUGAGCCCAAAUGAAGGUAUUGAACAUGUUAGAGGCCUUUACAGAGCUGAAUGGGAGAGUGAAUAAGCCCACAUGAAUUAACUGCCAUUCAAUUUCUUUGAAUGUAUCACACCCCUGCAAUUUCAAGCAUCACAGGUCAGCAGCCUCCAACUUCAUUUGCAGUCACAUGAUACCACGCAACCAUCUCAAUGCAAUAUUCAUCUCCUAAGGACAGAAGUGAUUAAAAUUCUUUAAUUCUGCUUUAGUUCGUUUAGUUUAGUCUAGGCAGACAUACAAAUAAUUUGCUUCUGUUUUAUAAUGUGCAAUCCAUAUGGGUGUGAACAAGACCGUUUGAGGCACUGGAUUAGUAUUAGUCUUCUGGGCAUCUCUGCUCUGCUAUUGAUGAUACAAUAAGUAUGUCUUCAAACUUUGAAGAGCUGCUAGAGUCAUGCAAAUGUACUUUAUAAUAACAGAUAUUAUGUUUAAUUUAUGCCAGAGUUUUAAAAAAUAUAAUUGUGAUUAAUCUUAUAAAUGUUGAGAAAUCUAACUUUCAUAUCUCAUCCUUCUUCCCACAGGUCCUCUGGUUGGGAGACAGAUCUAUAGGUUUAGUGUGGAGGGCCUGGUGAAUGCCAGAUUUGACUACAGCUAUAAUAACUUCCGGGUCACCAGCAUGCAGGCCAUGAUCAAUGAAACUCCUCUUCCCAUUGACCUUUACCGUUAUGUUGACGUGUCUGGAAGGAUUGAACAGUUUGGGAAAUUCAGUGUCAUAAACUAUGACCUCAAUCAAGUGAUCACUACACACAUCAUGAAGCACACUAAGAUAUUUAAUGCGAAUGGACAAGUGAUCGAGGUCCAGUAUGAGAUCCUGAAGUCUAUUGCCUACUGGAUGACAGUGCAGUAUGACAACAUGGGCCGCAUCACUAUCUGUGACAUCAGAAUUGGUGUGGAUAACAACAUCACACGCUACUCAUACGAGUAUGAUGCUGAUAGUCAGCUUCAGGCUGUGUCGGUGAAUGAUAGGCCACAGUGGCGCUAUAGUUAUGACCUCAAUGGCAACAUUAAUUUACUGAGUCAUGGCAACAGUGCUAGACUCACGCCGCUGCGCUACGACUUACGAGACCGUAUAACAAGACUCGGAGAAAUUCAGUACAAAAUGGAUGAAGAUGGCUUUCUUCACCUGCGGGGCAAUGUCGUGUUUGAUUACAACUCCAACGGACUGCUUGCUAAAGCGUUUGACAAAGUGUCAGAGAGGAGUGUUCACUACCGCUAUGAUGGCCUGGGCAGGCGGGUGGCCAGCAGGACCAGUGACGGCCAGCAGCUGCAGUUCUUCUAUGCUGACCUGACUAAACCCACCAGGGUGACCCACAUGUACAACCACUCCAGCUCUGAGAUCACCUCCCUGUACUAUGACCUGCAGGGACACCUCAUCGCCAUGGAGCUGAGCAGCGGGGAAGAGUACUACGUAGCCUGUGAUAACUCUGGCACGCCACUGGCCAUCUUCAGUAGCCGAGGACACAUCGUCAAGGAGAUGCUUUACACCCCUUACGGAGACAUCUACCAAGACUCAAACCCCUCCUUUCAGCUGAUCAUCGGGUUCCAGGGCGGUCUCUAUGACCCACUGACCAAGCUGGUCCACCUGGGGAGGAGGGACUAUGAUGUGGUGGCUGGGAGGUGGACCACUCCCAACCAUAACCUGUGGAUGGAGCUCAGCAUCAACCCGAAGCCUUUCAACCUCUACUCCUUCAAAAACAACUACCCGGUUGGAGAGUUACAGGAUGUCACCAAGUUCACUACAGGUACACUAUAUGUCUACUUCCUAAAGACAGACAUUUAAACUAUAGAAAAUAGGACUCUCUAUUGUGUUGCAUGACAAAAGCUAAAAUCCUAUGCCCUGUCAUUGACUCCUCAAUACCUUCUGUCUCCAGACAUUAGCAGUUGGUUGCAACUGUUUGGGUUCCAGCUCCACAACGUUGUCCCUGGUUACCCCAAGCCGGAGGUGGAGAGCAUGGAGCAAACCUAUGAAAUGAUGAGGACUCAAACCAAGACACAAGACUGGGACCCUAGUAAGGUGAGCUAAACCUAGACUAGGCCUAGACAGAGCCUAAUCUCCAGCCAUGUAUGAUCCUUAGAUAUUACAUAACCUCCUCAUAAUCCUUAUUAUCAUUAGAUAACCAUCCCAUGUGUGUUUGUCUGCCAGGUUCUGUUGGGUAUCCAGUGUGAGUUGCAGAAACACCUGAAGAACUUCAUCUCUCUGGACCGGCUGCCUAUGAGUAAGGUGAGUGGUCAGCUGGGGGCGUGGCAUGGCCUGAGGCCCCGCUUCUCUGCCAUCUCCUCCAUAUUUGGUAAGGGCGUCAAGUUCGCCAUCAGAGAUAAUGUCGUCACCACUGAAAUCAUUGGGGUGGCGAGCGACGACAGCCGGCGUGUGGCAGCAGUCUUAAACCACGCGGUCUACCUCUCCGGCCUGCACUUCACAGUGGGCGGUCUGGACACUCACUACUUUGUCAAGCCUGGCCUGCUGGAGGGGGACCUGGGAGUGGUCGGCCACACCGGAGUGGGUCGUGUCCUGGAAAAUGGCGUCAACAUGACCGUGUCCCAGAUGACGACGGUGGUGGGUGGGAGGACUAGGCGCUUCGCUGACAUCCAGAUGCAGCACGGGACUCUGUGCUUCAACAUCCGUUACGGUGCCACAGAGGAAGAGGAGAGGGAGCAUGUGCUGGAGGUGGCCCGGCAGAGGGCGGUGGAGCAGGCCUGGGUCAUCGAGCAGAGGAGGCUGGAGGAAGGAGAGGAGGGCUCCAGGCUCUGGACAGAGGGGGAGAGGCAGCAGCUGCUCUCCACUGGACAGGUGCCCGGCUACGACGGCUACUUCGUGCUCUCCGUGGAGCAGUACCUGGAGCUCUCUGACAGUGCCAACAACAUUCACUUCAUGAGGCAAAGUGAAAUAGGGAGGAGGUAA
Messenger RNA from Coregonus sp. 'balchen', 36142 nucleotides. The record is from the annotation of a GenBank genome assembly. NCBI's taxonomy places the organism in Eukaryota, Metazoa, Chordata, Actinopteri, Salmoniformes, Salmonidae.